This is a messenger RNA of Protopterus annectens (West African lungfish), 3871 nucleotides long. RefSeq names its product ribosomal protein S6 kinase A3 (gene RPS6KA3). The transcript is spliced from 22 exons. The record is from RefSeq and is a predicted model, not a curated record. Gene Ontology annotation, molecular function: ribosomal protein S6 kinase activity; ATP binding; magnesium ion binding. The coding region runs from base 181 to 2394 and encodes 737 amino acids. NCBI's taxonomy places the organism in Eukaryota, Metazoa, Chordata, Ceratodontiformes, Protopteridae. Gene Ontology annotation, biological process: protein phosphorylation.
GACGAACAGGUAGUAUUGCGACGCCAUAUUGUGAGCGGAAGCAGUACUGGUGGCGCUAGCUCUAAGACUGAAUACGAGGGGGGAACGGGCAAGGCUUUGAUUUGGUGGCGGAACUGCAAGUUACUUUCUGUCCUUUUGGCUGCCCUUCACAGUUUUAAAAUAGCUGGAAGUAGAGUGAAGAUGCCGCUGGCGCAGCUGGCAGAUCCUUGGCAGAAGAUGACAGUGGACAAUGUGGAGAGUGAGAAUGGGAGUCAGAUUGUAGAUUAUCCUAUGGAAGAAGAUGAUUCCUCUUCAUCACAUGAUGAAGGAAAUGUUAAAGAAAUAACCAUCACAAAUCAUGUAAAGGAAGGAUAUGACAGAGCAGAUCCCUCACAUUUUGAACUGUUGAAAGUACUGGGCCAAGGAUCCUUUGGAAAAGUAUUUCUUGUAAGAAAGAUUUCAGGACUGGAUGCUGGUCAACUUUAUGCAAUGAAGGUUCUUAAAAAAGCUACACUUAAAGUUAGAGAUCGUGUUCGAACAAAAAUGGAGCGUGAUAUAUUGGUGGAAGUAAAUCAUCCUUUUAUAGUAAAAUUACAUUAUGCCUUUCAGACAGAAGGGAAGCUGUACCUUAUUCUGGAUUUCCUCAGGGGAGGAGAUUUAUUCACAAGGUUAUCCAAAGAGGUCAUGUUUACUGAAGAAGAUGUGAAAUUCUAUCUUGCUGAGCUGGCACUCGCUUUGGAUCAUCUUCACAGUCUAGGAAUUAUAUACAGAGAUCUGAAGCCUGAAAAUAUUUUACUUGACGAUGCUGGGCAUAUAAAACUAACAGAUUUUGGACUGAGUAAAGAGUCAAUAGACCAUGAAAAGAAGGCAUAUUCAUUCUGUGGCACAGUAGAGUAUAUGGCACCAGAGGUAGUUAACCGUCGAGGUCACACGCAGAGUGCUGAUUGGUGGUCUUUUGGCGUCCUCAUGUUUGAAAUGCUGACUGGUACAUUACCAUUUCAAGGCAAAGACAGAAAGGAGACAAUGACUAUGAUUCUUAAAGCAAAGCUUGGAAUGCCUCAGUUUUUAAGUCCUGAGGCUCAAAGUCUUCUGCGGAUGCUGUUCAAACGAAACCCUGCAAACAGAUUAGGAGCUGGACCUGAUGGAGUAGAAGAGAUUAAGAGACAUCCUUUCUUUGCUACAAUAGACUGGAAUAAAUUAUUCAGAAGAGAGCUUCAUCCGCCCUUCAAACCUGCAACUGGGCGACCAGAAGACACAUUUUAUUUUGAUCCAGAAUUUACAGCAAAAACUCCAAAAGAUUCUCCUGGCAUACCUCCUAGUGCCAAUGCACAUCAGCUCUUCCGAGGAUUCAGUUUUGUAGCAAUUACCACAGAAGACGACAAUCAGGGAAUGCAGAUACAAACUAAUGCAAUUGUACAGUUACACAGAAAUAGUAUCCAGUUUACUGAUUCAUAUGAAGUUAAAGAAGAUAUUGGAGUAGGUUCCUACUCUAUCUGCAAACGAUGUGUUAACAAAAGUACAAAUAUGGAAUAUGCUGUAAAGAUAAUUGACAAGAGCAAAAGAGAUCCAUCAGAAGAGAUUGAAAUUUUGCUUCGAUAUGGACAGCAUCCCAAUAUCAUCACUCUAAAGGAUGUGUAUCAUGAUGGAAAGUAUGUUUAUUUAGUAACAGAACUCAUGAAAGGAGGAGAACUUCUGGACAAAAUUCUUAGACAAAAAUUUUUCUCUGAACGGGAAGCUAGUGCUGUCCUUUAUACAAUAACAAAGACUGUUGAGUACCUUCAUACACAAGGGGUAGUGCACAGAGAUUUAAAGCCCAGUAAUAUUCUGUAUGUGGAUGAAUCUGGCAAUCCUGAAUCUAUAAGAAUCUGUGAUUUUGGCUUUGCAAAACAGCUGAGAGCAGAGAAUGGCCUUUUAAUGACUCCAUGUUAUACUGCUAACUUUGUUGCUCCUGAGGUUUUAAAAAGGCAAGGUUAUGAUGCAGCAUGUGAUAUAUGGAGCCUCGGUGUUCUUCUUUAUACAAUGCUGAUUGGGUACACCCCAUUUGCUAAUGGUCCUGAUGACACUCCAGAAGAAAUUUUAGCACGAAUAGGCAGCGGCAAGUUCUCCCUCAGUGGAGGAUACUGGAAUUCAGUUUCGGAAAAUGCUAAGGACCUGGUAUCAAAGAUGCUGCAUGUUGACCCUCACCAGAGAUUGACAGCUGCUAUGGUACUUCGACAUCCUUGGAUAUUGCACCGGGACCAACUGCCACAUCAUCAGCUGAACAGACAGGAUGCUCCUCACCUUGUUAAGGGAGCAAUGGCAGCCACUUAUUCUGCAUUGAGCCGCAAUCCCAUGGCACCAGUUCUCGAACCUGUAGGUCGCUCUACCCUUGCACAACGGAGGGGUGUUAAAAAGCUUACCUCAACUGCUCUGUGAAGUGAUGUCUGCCUUUAAACCUUGCUUUUUUGUCAAGGGAUGUCAGCACAUCACAUCAAGACAACAAGCACACACUGUCCUAGCUGGUACCUGUCAUACUGCUGCUACCUUCGGAUCUCAUUGCUUUAAAAUUUUGAAUGCCAGUGUAUUUCCUAGAUGAACAAUGGAAGAAAGACUGCUGGGGAUGAAAUCAGUAAUAAAAGUAUUCACAAUCUUGGACUUGCUGAAAAGCUAUUUCUGAUCCAAGGAUGCUACUAAAAGUAUAAUGCUAUACUGGAAAAAGUACUGUACACCAGUGUUCAGUGUGAAUGAUUCGUGUCCCCAUUAGUGUUAUUUUAAAAUAAUUAUUGAUGUUUUUUUAUUUUCAGCACUUGAGAAAAAGAAAUAUAUUGCAUUAUCACUGUAUUCUCUGUGCCACCUGUACAUGUCAUACAUGAACAUAUUUUGUAAACGGUUUGGUUUGCAUUAUAUUUGUUUGAUUUUAUGUUUUUUUAGCAUCUGUGUGUCACUUGGUUGGACUUUGAGGGCGAGCUUAAUGAUUUAUGCCUGGUCAUUAGGUUCACUCAGAGCAAUUCAGUAAAGCAGUGUUGGCAUCUCUCUGAGACAAGCAAGUCCUUUGCUGCUUGACUGUUAAACAGCCUUUGAAUGUAUUAUUAUCAGGUUCACAAUCAAUACAAAUUUUGACCAUAUAAUGUGCGUUUUGUUGUGAGUGAGAGAAUGGUUCAUUGCUGUAUGUGUUUAGGGUAGCAGAGUAUGGUGAAGGGUGGAGGUUUUGAUGUGUAAUCAUUAUAGUAUUAAAGUUAUAUACUGAAUAUUCAGUAAUAUUUAAAAUGGAAAAUGUUGUCUGAUGUGUAUCAGAAGCAUGGGAGUAAGAUGGAUGGGCAUGUAAUAUUGUGUACAAUUUGAACUUCUUGGAUUUUUCAUCCAUGUAACAAAAAUAACUCUCAAGGUAACAUGUUCCUUGAUAGGAUACAAAUGUAAAGAUCUCAAAAAGUUUUUAAUGAUGAAAAUGUUGUACAUUUAUUAGUUUUAUCCAGUAUUACUUAUCCUAAUUAAAGGGAAGUUGUACACAUGAGGGAUGUAAUUAUUUUUGAAAUUAUUGGGAAAGAAAUCUACGUAAAACACAAAAUUACAUAUUAAAUAUUUUUCUACAGUUCUGUACAAUCGAAGUUUAUACAUAUUAUGCAGUAUAGGGUGUCUUUAAUAUUAAGGGUACCGAGGAUUUUGUCAGAUACUUCAUCAGUAUACACACAACUGGCAUUAUUUGCCAGGAACUUGAGUUAACAGUACGGUUGUUCAAAGAUGUUAAAUGCUUAAUAAGCUGUCAGUCAUUCAAGUGAAACAUAAUCUGUUUCAGUUGUAAUGGUGAAGGAUACUAGAUGGGCUUCACCACCUGUAUAGCUAUCAAAUGGCCAAUUUUUGUAAUCAUAAGACUAAAUAAAAUUUAUACAAAAUAAAGUUUCAAAUGUAUACCAAA